Molecule: messenger RNA, 492 nt
Organism: Aaosphaeria arxii CBS 175.79
Lineage: Eukaryota; Fungi; Ascomycota; Dothideomycetes; Pleosporales
Product: cytochrome b5
Exons: 3
Coding region: 1-492 (163 amino acids)
Cellular component (GO): membrane; endomembrane system
Source: RefSeq, a predicted model, not a curated record
AUGGCAGAUGCGUCAUCUCCACCGCCUGCCGCAGAGGUAGCCUCUCCGGUCACUCCCAUCAAUCUGAUCCUCCUCACCCUGUUCGUAUUCCUGGUCUACCUCCGCCUCAAGCCCGCGAAGCCUCAAGCUCUCCCCAGAGCACCACCACCCACCGUCUUCCGAACAUUCACCCCACCGGAACUCUUCCCCUACAAUGGACUGAACGAGAUGCCCGUUUACCUGGCCGUGAAGGGUCAGGUCUUUGACGUCACCUCUGGAAAGAACUUUUACGGACCCGGCGGUCCCUACGCCAACUUCGCCGGUCGCGAUGCCAGCCGUGGCCUUGCGCAUGGCAGUUUUGACGAAGACAUGCUGACUAGCGACCUCGAUGGACCCCUUGAUCCCCUCGAUGACCUUAAUGACGAACAGCUCGAAGCUCUCCGCGGAUGGGAAGAGCGUUUCUUGGAGAAGUACCUCGUCGUCGGAAAGUUGGUGCCUGUGGGCGCAAAGUAA